Molecule: messenger RNA, 897 nt
Organism: Podospora pseudocomata
Lineage: Eukaryota; Fungi; Ascomycota; Sordariomycetes; Sordariales; Podosporaceae
Exons: 1
Coding region: 1-897 (298 amino acids)
Cellular component (GO): nucleus; cytoplasm
Molecular function (GO): RNA polymerase II CTD heptapeptide repeat phosphatase activity; RNA polymerase core enzyme binding
Source: RefSeq, a predicted model, not a curated record
AUGGCGUCCACCCCCAACCCUCCUAAAUCCAUCCUCAAAAACCCACCACCCACCCCCGACGCCCCCUCGGCCCUCGAACUCACAGGCCUAACCCGCGCCCAAGCAGCCCAACUCCUCACCCUCUCCAAAACAGAGCUCAAACCCCCCAUCCCCAUCGAAACCUUCGAGCUCCUCUCCGCCGCCUUCCCCUCCUCCCAACCCCCUUCCCAAUCCGACAUCUCCCUCCUUCUCUCCCACCUCCCCAACUUCUCCCCCUCAGAGUACCUCGAUCUCGUAGACGAACGGAACUGCCUCAACACAUGCGGCUACGCCCUCUGCUCCAAACCCCGUCGCAACUUUCCCGGCAAGGUCAAAAUCCGGCGGUCAGGCGUGGCGAAAACGGAGGACCUGAACAAGUGGUGCAGCGAUGAGUGCGCGCUAAAGGGUAUGUACAUCCAUGUUCAGCUCGAGCAUCCUUCGUACGAGUGGGCAGGAGAAAAGGGGGAGAUGAAGGUCAAGAUUCGGCUGAGGGAGGACGAGGAACCGGGUGUAAAGGAGGUGGAAAAGGCCGUGGAGGGGCUCUCGCUCGAUGGGGCCGGUGACGAGAGGGAUAAGAAGGGAGAUGAAGCCCACGAAAAAAAGAAGCAAGCGGGCAAACUAGCCGUCGAGAGGAAUGGGAUGGGCGUCGAUAAAGUCGAGGUCACGAUUGGGGAGAAGGAGAUCACCCAGCCGCCCACAGCUCCCACCUUCACGAGCGCCCAGGGAGGCGAGAGCGAUGCCCAUCUCAUGGUGGAAGGAUACAAGAUUGGCAGCAAGGGCAAGAAACCAAACAACACUGGCGGUGAAGGCGAAGAUGAUGAUGACGAUGAUUUUAUUCCUUCUAUUCGUAUUGAGAGCCUCAACUAUGGGAGGCCUUGA